UUCUCAUUCCAUUUGCAUUAUGACACCAAAUCCUACUACUUCUUUCUUGAGUUGAAUUUUGAAGACAAGCCAAGGAAGAACAUUUGGUGGGAUCGGGAGUGGCUGAACACUCUGGCCAAAUUAGGGGACCAGCUGAAGGGGGAAGAGGCAGCGUCUGCAGUGGAAAAGAACAGAGUGCAGGGAUCACAGGAUGAUGGGCUGUGGAGCUCAAAUGCUGCUGUGCCUCACAGCUCUUGCUGUCCUGUCAUCUGAUUGGCUGUUGCCUGUGGUCAAUGCUCAGGAUGUUCCCGAAGACCCAACAGCAGUGCCUGAUGCAGAAGUGCCCACUGAUGCAAAAGACUUAGCUUUGGACGAUCCUGGAAAAACAGCAGCAGAUGAUCAAGGUGAUGGUGACCUAACAACAGCAUCUGGAUGCCACGAAGAGAAAUUUCCGUGCACACGUUUGUACUCUGUUCAUAAGCCUGUGCAGCAAUGCAUCAGUUACUUAUGUGUUACCAGCCUCCGUCGGACAUACAUGAUAAAUAAGGAGAUCUGCUCUCGUAUUGUCUGCAAAGAGGAUGAAGCCAUGCAGGAUGAGAUCUGCCGCCAGCUGGCUGGCCUGCCACCCCGCCGCCUCCGCCGUUCCGGCCAGCCUCGAGGACCGCUCUGCCGACGGGCUCAGGCUCAGCAGCAGCAGACCAUUGAAGCUCAGUGAGCCUCAGAGCGUGGGGAUGUUACAGGAGAGGAGGGACUGAAAUCAUGAUGAACCCAAACCGUCCGCUGGUGGCAACACAACAUGAGUUUGCUUUCUUCCCACAAUUCCCUGUCUCGGGCGGUGCUCCAGUGCUGGGAGCCUCCUUGCCUGCAUGCCACUAGUGGCAGCUCAUGUCACCUUUGGGGUGCGAUAGUAAGGCCCGUGUCAUAUGUUCUCACUUGCGUGUCGCUGUCGCCCGAGGGCUGCUUAUAUAAACCCUAUGCACACCUGCCCUAAUAUAUACAUACAUAUGCAUAUAUUCAAUAUAAGCAGCGGUGGGAUCAUGUCUGCCACCCCC
Elgaria multicarinata webbii is the source of this 1031-nucleotide messenger RNA. It is a transcript of the gene MFAP5, whose product is annotated as microfibril associated protein 5. The transcript has 9 exons. The record is from RefSeq and is a predicted model, not a curated record. Gene Ontology annotation, cellular component: microfibril. Bases 191 to 694 code for a protein of 167 amino acids. NCBI's taxonomy places the organism in Eukaryota, Metazoa, Chordata, Lepidosauria, Squamata, Anguidae. Gene Ontology annotation, biological process: embryonic eye morphogenesis.